AUGAAUGCGGUUGUUAUUGACACGAUCAUAUUCGGAAUUAAAUUCCAUUCCUUCCAUCUCCUUUUUGAUGUUUUUCUAUCUUUCUUAAUUUCUAUCGCCACUUCCCUCUCUCUUUUUCUUGAUUUCGUUUUCUUUCCUCGUUCACAUGUUUCUGCUUUUAAUUUUUCUAGGAUUUGUCUUUACUUCUACAUCUUUCUUUCUUUUAUUCAUUCUUUCUUCCUUUUUUUCUUUAUUUCAUUCAUUAUUUCUUUCUUUCUUACUUUCUUUCUUUCAUUCUUUCUCUCUUUCAUUCAUUCUUUCUUCCUUUCUUUCAUUCAUUCAUUUCUUUCUUUCAUUUUUUCUUUCUUUCAUUCAUUCUUUCUUAUUUCUUUCUUUCCUUCAUUUCCUUAUUUAUUUCUUACUUUCUUUCUUUCUUUCUUUCAUUCUUACUUUCUUUCUUUUUUCAUUCAUUCUUUCUUCCUUUCUUUCUUUCAUUCAUUCAUUAUUUCUUUCUUUCAUUCCUUAUUUCUUUCUUUCUUUCAUUCAUUCUUUCUUCCUUUCUUUCAUUCUUUCAUUCAUUAUUUCUUUCUUUCUUUCAUUCAUUAUUUCUUUCUUUCUUUCAGUCAUUCUUUCUUCCUUUCUUUCAUUCUUUCAUUCAUUAUUUCUUUCAUUCAUUAUUUCUUUUUCUUUUUCAUUCAUUCUUUCUUUCUUUCAUUCCUUAUUUCUUUCUUUCUUUCAUUCUUUCAUUCAUUCUUUCUUCCUUUCUUUCUUUCUUUCUUUCAUUCCUUAUUUCUUUCUUUCUUUCAUUCUUACUUUCUUUCUUUUUUCAUUCAUUCUUUCUUCCUUACUUUCUUUCUUUUUCAUUCAUUAUUUCUUUAUUUCUUUUCUUUUCAUUCCUUCUUUCUUUUCUUUCUUUUUCAUUCAUUAUUUCUUUUCUUUCUUUCAUUCUUUCAUUCUUUCUUUCUUUCCUUUCUUUCAUUCUUUCAUUCAUUAUUUCUUUUCAUUCAUUAUUUCUUUCUUUCUUUCAUUCUUUUUCUUUCUUUUCUUUUUCAUUCUUUCUUUCUUUCAUUCUUUCUUUCUUUCUUUUUUCUUAUUUCUUUCUUUUCUUUUCAUUUUUUCUUUCUUUUCUUUCUUUUUUUCAUUCAUUCUUUCUUUCCUUACUUUCUUUCUUUCAUUCAUUAUUUCUUUUAUUUCUUUCUUUCAUUCCUUCUUUCAUUUUUUUUCUUUCUUUCAUUCAUUCUUUCUUCCUUUCUUUCAUUCUUUCAUUCAUUCAUUCUUUCUUUCUUUCAUUCUUACUUUCUUUCUUUCUUUUUUCAUUCAUUCUUUCUUCCUUAUUUUCUUUCUUUCAUUCAUUAUUUCUUUAUUUCUUUCUUUCAUUCCUUCUUUCUUUCUUUCUUUCUUUCAUUCAUUCUUUCUUCCUUUCUUUCAUUCUUUCAUUCAUUAUUUCUUUCUUUCUUUCAUUCAUUCAUUCUUUCUUUCUUUCAUUCUUUCAUUCAUUAUUUCUUUCAUUCAUUAUUUCUUUCUUUCUUUCAUUCUUUCUUUCUUUUUCUUUCAUUCUUUCUUUCUUUCAUUCAUUCUUUCUUUCUUUCUUUCUUUCAUUCCUUAUUUCUUUCUUUCUUUCAUUCUUACUUUCUUUCUUUUUUCAUUCAUUCUUUCUUCCUUACUUUCUUUCUUUCAUUCAUUGUUUCUUACUUUCUUUCAUUCAUUCUUUCUUCCUUUCUUUCAUCAUUUCAGUCAUUAUUUCUUUCAUUCAAUAUUUUUCUUUCUUUCUUUCAUUCUUUCUUUCUUUCAUUCAUCCUUUCUUCUUUUCUUUAUUUCUUUCAUUCCUUAUUUAUUUAUUUCUUACUUUCUUUCUUUCUUUCAUUCUUACUUUCUUUCUUUCUUUUUUCAUUCAUUCUUUCUUCCUUACGUUCCUUCUUUCAUUCAUUAUUUCUUUAUUUCUUUCUUUCAUUCAUUCUUUCUUUCUUCCUUUCUUUCGUUCAUUAUUCCUUUCCCAUUCUUGUCCGCUAUUCUUCUUUCCCACAUUUGUCUUUACUUCUACAUCUUUCUUUCUUUUAUUCAUUCUUUCUUCCUUUCUUUCUUUAUUUCAUUCAUUAUUUCUUUCUUUCUUACUUUCUUUCUUUCAUUCUUUCUCUCUUUCAUUCAUUCUUUCUUCCUUUCUUUCAUUCAUUCAUUAUCUCUUUCUUUCAUUUUUUCUUUCUUUCAUUCAUUCUUUCUUCAUUUCUUUCUUUCCUUCAUUCCUUAUUUAUUUCUUACUUUCUUUCUUUCUUUCAUUCUUACUUUCUUUCUUUUUUCAUUCAUUCUUUCUUCCUUUCUUUCUUUCAUUCAUUCAUUAUUUCUUUCUUUCAUUUCCUUAUUUCUUUUCUUUUCUUUCAUUCUUUUCUUCCUUUUUUCUUUCAUUCUUUCAUUCAUUAUUUCUUUCUUUCUUUCAUUCAUUAUUUCUUUCUUUCUUUCAUUCAUUCUUUCUUCCUUUCUUUCAUUCUUUCAUUCAUUAUUUCUUUCAUUCAUUAUUUCUUUCUUUCUUUCUUUCAUUCUUUCUUUCUUUUUUUCUUUCAUUCUAUCUUUCUUUCAUUCAUUCUUUCUUUCUUUCUUUCAUUCCUUAUUUCUUUCUUUCUUUCAUUAUUUCAUUCAUUCUUUCUUCCUUUCCUUCUUUCUUUCUUUCAUUCCUUAUUUCUUUCUUUCUUUCAUUCUUUUUCUUUUCUUUUUUUCAUUCAUUCUUUCUUCCUUACUUUCUUUCUUUCAUUCAUUAUUUCUUUAUUUCUUUCUUUCAUUCCUUCUUUCUUUCUUUCUUUCAUUCAUUAUUUCUUUCUUUCUUUCAUUCUUUCAUUCUUUCUUUCUUUCUUUUCAUUCUUUCAUUCAUUAUUUCUUUCAUUCAUUAUUUCUUUCUUUCUUUCUUUCUUUUUCUUUCAUUCUUUCUUUCUUUCAUUCAUUCUUUCUUUCUUUCAUUCCUUAUUUCUUUCUUUCUUUCAUUCUUACUUUCUUUCUUUCUUUUUUCAUUCAUUCUUUCUUCCUUACUUUCUUUCUUUCAUUCAUUAUUUCUUUAUUUCUUUCUUUCAUUCCUUCUUUCUUUCUUUCUUUCAUUCAUUAUUUCUUCCUUUCUUUCAUUCUUUCAUUCAUUAUUUCUUUCUUUCUUUCAUUCAUUCAUUCUUUCUUUCUUUCAUUCUUUCUUUCUUUCUUUCUUUCAUUCCUUGUUUCUUUCUUUCUUUCAUUCUUACUUUCUUUCUUUCUUUUUUCAUUCAUUCUUUCUUCCUUAUUUUCUUUCUUUCAUUCAUUAUUUUUAUUUUCUUUCUUUCAUUCCUUUUUCUUUCUUUUCUUUCUUUCAUUCAUUCUUUCUUCCUUUUCUUUCAUUCUUUCAUUCAUUAUUUCUUUCUUUCUUUCAUUCAUUCUUUCUUUUUUCUUUCUUUCAUUCUUUCAUUCAUUAUUUCUUUUCAUUCAUUUUUUUUCUUUCCUUCAUCCUUUCUUUCUUUUUCUUUCAUUCUUUCUUUCCUUCAUCCUUUCUUUCUUUUCUUUUCUUUCUUUCAUUCUUAUUUCUUUUCUUUCUUUCAUUCUUACUUUCUUUUUUUUUUCAUUCAUUCUUUUUCUUCCUUACUUUCUUUUUCAUUCAUUGUUUCUUACUUUCUUUCAUUCAUUCUUUUCUUCCUUUCUUUUUUAUCAUUUCAGUCAUUAUUUCUUUUCAUUCAAUAUUUUUCUUUCUUUCUUUUCAUUCUUUCUUUAUUUCAUUCAUCCUUUCUUCUUUUCUUUAUUUCUUUCAUUCCUUAUUUAUUUAUUUCUUACUUUCUUUCUUUCUUUCAUUCUUACUUUCUUUCUUUCUUUUUUCAUUCAUUCUUUCUUCCUUACGUUCCUUCUUUCAUUCAUUAUUUCUUUAUUUCUUUCUUUCAUUCAUUCUUUCUUUCUUCCUUUCUUUCAUUCAUUAUUCCUUUCCCAUUCUUGUCCGCUAUUUUUCUUUCCCAGUUUUUUUUUUAUUGCUGGAUUUCAUUCCUCUUCUUCUGCCUUUUGUUUCGCCUUCUUUCCUUUUUGUAUUAUUUCUUUUCUUUUGAGAUUCGGCUUCCUCUCUUACUAUCAUUCAAGGCGUUUUUCUAUUGCCUUUUCCAUUCUGGUUCUUUCCUUCUGAAUAUCUGA
Messenger RNA from Acanthosepion pharaonis, 4098 nucleotides. The record is from the annotation of a GenBank genome assembly. Lineage: Eukaryota; Metazoa; Mollusca; Cephalopoda; Sepiida; Sepiidae.